Messenger RNA from Mucor mucedo, 498 nucleotides. RefSeq lists its product as uncharacterized. Bases 1 to 498 code for a protein of 165 amino acids. The transcript is spliced from 6 exons. NCBI's taxonomy places the organism in Eukaryota, Fungi, Mucoromycota, Mucoromycetes, Mucorales, Mucoraceae. The record is from RefSeq and is a predicted model, not a curated record.
AUGGGAAUGGCCCUUACUCAAGUCAUCCGCAUCUCAUAUCCUACAAUCGCUAAUAUUCGUAGUUAUUGUGAUUAUGAACUUGGCUAUUGCUGCAAACGAGAUCAACAGUCUACUCUUGUUGAACAUUAUUUAGUACAUACUUUUGGGAAAGUACCCUACGAGGUCAAUACACGCCCGGGGUGUGAUAAAGACCAGUAUAGAUGCACAAUGUACACUGUCUACGCCUUUUCUGUAGGCUUUUUAAAAAGCAAGUUGCGUAGCAGCCAGGCCUUUACAGCUGCGAUGAUUGGCAACUCCGACGAUCGUGGUAGUGUCAGAGAUUUCGCUUCAACUACUGAGCUGGCAAUGUUGAUGGGAAUACCAGAGGAGUGCUAUCUUUUCGAGGGGGUAGUCAUUGCUUUGGAUGUGAUGAUCGUCCUUAACUGGAUAAAAAUACUUGAGCUGGCAUUGACAAAGAGGAAAUGGCUUCGGAUGUUCCUGAAAAUAAUCCAGAAUUGA